Molecule: messenger RNA, 2119 nt
Organism: Tachysurus fulvidraco (yellow catfish)
Lineage: Eukaryota; Metazoa; Chordata; Actinopteri; Siluriformes; Bagridae
Product: E3 ubiquitin-protein ligase TRIM39-like
Exons: 7
Coding region: 139-1719 (526 amino acids)
Molecular function (GO): zinc ion binding; protein binding
Source: RefSeq, a predicted model, not a curated record
CUGGGAGUAGCCUCGUGAUGUCACUUAGGAGAAAUGAAAGCAGACUUGCUACUCAGAAUUCCUUUCCUUUCAGCAGGACACAAACUCGUGGUUAAAGCGUUUUCAGUGUACUGAAAAAAAUUCAGCACAGUGUCAGUCAUGGCUUCCUCCAGCAGUGACCUGUGUGAAGAUCAGCUCCAGUGUCCCAUCUGUCUGGAUGUGUUCACUGAUCCAGUCUCUACUCCAUGUGGACACAACUACUGUAUGAUCUGUCUCAAAGAGUUCUGGGACAGCAGUUCACACUGCCAGUGUCCAGUGUGUAAGGAGGAAUUCCCUAAACGUCCUAAACUACGUGUCAAUACGUUCAUCUCUAAACUGGCUGCUCAGUUCAAACAGCAGUUUCCCGUGAAGACUAAGAAGGUUCUGUGUGACUCGUGUACUGAGGAAAAGCUGGAGGCUCUAAAGUCCUGUUUGCACUGUGGUGUUUCUUACUGUAACAAUCAUCUGAUGCUCCAUAAAACUACAGCUAAACUCAUGAAACACAAACUGAUCGACCCUGUGGAGAACCUGGAGGACUACAUCUGUCAGAAACAUGAGAGACCCCUGGAGCUGUUCUGUAGAGACGACCAGACGUGUGUGUGUCAGUUCUGUACUGAAGGAGAGCACAAAUCUCACAACAGUGUUCCUUUAGAGAUGGCGGUUGGAUCAAUUAAGACUGAGUUGUGGUUAAUAAAAGCAGAAGCUGAGCAGAUGAUACAGCACAGACUGAGGAAGAUUGAGGAAUUCAAACUCUCCGUAAAGCUAAAUAAAAAAAUCACAGAGAAAGCAGACAUUGUGGAGGUCUUCAGAGCUCUGAUGAGCUGCAUUGAGAGAAGCCAGACUGAGCUACCCAAAGUGAUGGAGGAGAAGCAGAAAGCAGCAGAGAGGCAGGCUGAAGAGUUCAUUAAAGAGCUGAAGCAGGAAAUCACUGAGCUAAAGAGGAGAAAUACUGAGCUGGAGCAGCUCUCACACACUGAGGAUCACCUCCACCUCCUACAGAUUUACCCGGCACUGUGCAGCCUUCCACACACCCAGGACUGGACUGACUUUUCUAUUAACUUUCCUCUUAGUGUGGGGACUCUGAUUAGAAUAAAGAUUCAGGAGAUGCUCAGUGAGGAAGUAGACAAGAUUGAUGAGACCAAACUGAAAGGAUUCCAGCAAUAUGCAGUGGAUGUGACUCUGGAUCCUGAUACAGCGAAUCCUUAUCUCAUCCUGUCUGAUGAUGGGAAACAAGUUACAUGUGGAGACACAGAACAGAAUCUCCCUGAUAUGCCAGAGAGGUUUGAUCGUUGUCCCUGCGUGUUGGGAAAUGAAGGAUUCACCUCAGGGAGAUUUUACUAUGAGGUGCAGGUCAGAGGGACUGAGUGGGUUUUAGGAGUGGUCAGAGAGUCUGUUAAGAGGAAAGAGGAAAUUAAAGCAAGCCCUGAAGAUGGAUUCUGGUGUGUGGGUCUGAAAAAUGAAACCGAACAUUCAGCUUGGGACUCUCCUCCUAUCCUCCUCUUCAUAAAACAGGCUCCUCAGAAGGUGGGGGUGUUUGUGGACCAUGAGGAGGGUCUGAUCUCCUUCUGCGAUGUUGAAGCCAAGUCUCAUAUCUAUUCUUUCACUGGUCAGAAUUUUAUCGAGAAAAUCUAUCCAUUCUUCGGCCCUUGCAAUAAUCAUGGCAAUAAAGACUCAACACUGACAAUCUGUCCUGUUAAUUAGUGUAAUAAUAGUUGUUAUAAAUCUCUGUUGACAUCUUCUACUUAAUCAUUGACUUUAACAACAAAUAAUUAAGUAUACUUUCCAAAUCAGAUCCUGUUACAAUCUUAUCUGGUGUUUAUAAUCAUUAAAAUCAGAUCUGAAUGCAGAAUAUAUUGCUAAAAUCUUUGCAAACUAGAUUAGCUGAAAUUGAUUGUUAACUGAAUUCAUAAAUGUUUUUUUUUUUUUGUCUUUGUCUUUGCCCUCAAAACUCAUAACAUUCGAAGCGGGUGACUAAACAGAUCACACAUUUGAAAGCAUUCUCUGUUAAACAAGCAUGUCCCAGCCAUGACUGUUCAUGUCAUUCAGUAGAAACGCUCUGAAUUUUACACAGUAAUAAAAUGACAGGAAUCUUUAAUGCAAA